AUGAAAAAGGUUGAUUUAUUGCUGGAUGAGCCAUGUCCUGAACUACUGUGUGGUAUAUGUUCAGAUAUACUAGAGGAUCCUAUGCAAGUUCACUGUCCAGAAGAUCACAUGUUUUGUAGCAAAUGUAUAACAUGCCAUGUUGAACAGCAAUCCAAUUGUCCAAUCUGCACAACUUCUCUAGACAAAAACACAUUUCAAGUAUCAAAAUUCGUUACAAGGCAAGUCGGACGAUUACGUAUCAAGUGCGCCUAUGCAGACACUGGUUGUUCAUGGCAGGGCUUACUAUCAGAUCAGCACAUAUCUGAGUGCGAAUACCAGCCCUGCACAUGUCCAAACGCUGACAAGGGAUGCAAUGCCACCGAUUUAAACAGAUCAAACAUGGAGCAUCACUUGAAAUCGUGUCUCUAUCAAACCAUGACUUGUCCUAACAACAUGCCAUUAUGCCAGCCGUUUCUUCUCUUGGAUUUAUCAAAGCACGAGAAUCAAUGUCAAUCGUAUACGUGUCCUUAUGCCAACGAAGGCUGCCCAUUCAUUGGCACGCUGACUCAGGUGAACAUUCAUUGUGAGGGCUACUGCGGACGAUUGCACCAAAAAGUGAGUCAAUUGGAGGAGGAAGUCAAGCGAUUGAACAAGCUGAUACAAGAUGUCACCAUGGGUCUCAAUAUCAAACUACCGUCUACGCCAGAAACAGCAUUACAAGAAGACGAAAGCAAGAAACAACAACAACAGCAGCAACACCAUGCAGACACAUCCAUGGACGAAAUGGCACUGUUUCAUCAAAUGUUCAACAGUGAUCCAUUUGGAGCACUGGACCUGUCAGCCACCACACCAACUGCGAUGGAUCAACAUACACCGAAUCGUCAUGAGGAUGAUAACACAUCCAUGAUGGAUCUGGGCUCAGUGUUGCCUGACAUCAACUUUCUAGACCUCAAUCCAUCCGGCGCCCAUGACACUUCUCCACCCUCUCAUUCCUCAUCAUCUGCAUCUAAUUUUCAUAACAGCAACAACAUUACUCUUAAUAAUAAUAACAACAAUCAACAGGUUGACUUCAACUCGAUAUUUGAAACAGCCACAUCGCCGCAACCGCUUCAAUUUGUUCCACCUGUCAAUGUGCCUAAAAGAACAUCCAAUGGCAAAAAGAUUCGCUACAGUAAAAAUGUCAGAUUAGCACACAAUGCACUGCGAAUCGCCCGUCAACGCACGGCAAGCAACAACAAUCCAUCAAAUGAUGCCAUUUUGAAUAACUUGGACAUUGCCAAACAACAAAUGAACAAUGGCAGCCAAAUCACAUUCAAGAACUUUCAAGAUGUUGCGCAUUUCCUCAACACGGAUGCCAUGCCAUCUUCCUCAAACACUAGCACCACUACAUCAACUAAGAAACCAACCAAGGCAGCAGUAGCAGCACCAUUAACCACGUCCUCUUCUUCUACCACUACCACUACCACUACCAACACUACCGCUAAUACAACAAACACAGCAGCAGCGAAACCGACUCUCAAGAAGGAAAAGAAAAAGAACACCAUCGUCUCUUCGCCGCAAUACACAGAUCCCACAGCCUCCUCACCGCCGCCUUCCACAAACGCACCCAAACGAAGACCAAUGUUCAUCUUGGCAUCAUCCUAUUUAUCGAAUUACAAUAGCAAUAAUGAAAAAGUGUAG
Mucor velutinosus is the source of this 1659-nucleotide messenger RNA. Its product is annotated as casein kinase 2 regulatory subunit. The coding region runs from base 1 to 1659 and encodes 552 amino acids. Gene Ontology annotation, molecular function: zinc ion binding. The transcript is spliced from 4 exons. The record is from RefSeq and is a predicted model, not a curated record. Lineage: Eukaryota; Fungi; Mucoromycota; Mucoromycetes; Mucorales; Mucoraceae.